This is a messenger RNA of Acanthaster planci (crown-of-thorns starfish), 1694 nucleotides long. RefSeq lists its product as uncharacterized. The record is from RefSeq and is a predicted model, not a curated record. Lineage: Eukaryota; Metazoa; Echinodermata; Asteroidea; Valvatida; Acanthasteridae.
CAAACUAGCGAGUAGCAGCGUUUUGUAUCUCGGAGAAUUUUGAGCUACUUUUUAGUGAGUAUCCUUCGAAAAUCAACAAUUGAUCAAGAAUUCUGCCAUGGGUGGUUGCAAUCAGUCCAAAGUUGUGCCGGCUUCGUCACCAGCCGAAGAAUUGUCCACGGGGAUGAUCAAGAACAAGUCCCUCUCCUUCUGGAAAUUCCUUAAGAACCGUCGCAACAUGAUUCGGGUAGCCCCUGCCCUGCCCGAGGACCAGCACACCACCGAUGUGUCAGACCGCACCAUCGUGGGUAUCAACAAGCCACCUUCUCCCAUCCACCCCCGCUCGCGUGCCAGUCAUGACGACAGCCCUUCACCGACGUUCAGCGAGGUCAGCUUGUCUCCUUACAUGAUCACUGAGGACACGGCUGAUGGAGAUGAGUUGCUGGAGCUGGAAACUGCCGAGCGUCCAAAAACACCGGAUCUCUACGUCUUGGGCACUCCUCUUUUUGCCAAGAAGAUCAGCAACAAGAAGAAGCUCCAUGCUCGUCAGGAAAGUCAGGAAAUCCUUCGGGAGCUCCGCAAUGCUGGCAUCGUGGCUCGCCCAGAGACACGCGCGGGAGGUGUCGCCUAUGAGUAUUUUGUCAAGGAGAAAUUUGGCCUGCUGAAGAAGCCGCCAGCCCGCCUGGAGAGGCUGAAGAAAGCGAAGAAGAUGAGAGAGGCACAAGGUGAUGCCAAGCUGAGAGAAGAGAUUGAGAGUCGCAUGCAGAUGGCUGAAGAACGUCGCAAGCAAGUACUUGACAAGGUUCGCAUCCAGCAGACACAGCACUUGGUGUUGGACAUCCGAAGAGCCCAUAACAACUUGGCCGCUCUGGAGGAAGACAAGAUCCAAGUAACAGCAGAACGCCUCCAACAGAAGGAGAUCAUGUCUCAGGUUAUGCAGGGUCGUGCCAUCGUCAAUCGUGACCUGCGCAACAUGCAAAAGAAACACCACCACACCGAAGUGCGCCUGCGUGCUACCCUGAAGAAGAUUGCCGAGAAGGAUGAGGAGCUGCGCGAGGCGAGGAAAGUCAUCGAAGUAUCACCGAUGAGAGGCGAGGGACAAGACCACAGACAGUAGGAGGAAAAGGCGGGCGAGCAAAUCUCCAACUAAACGACCAUCAGCUGUUGGGGAAUAAUUAUGUACUAUGUACAUGUCGAUACCUGUCCAAUGGAUUUAAUUCUUGUACUAUGUACAUGUCAGUAUCGGGGAUGAUUACAUCAUUUUGUACUGUGUACAAACGGUCAUUACAGAAGGGGGGUUCAAAGGAAAAACUUUUUAAAAGGAGACAGAAAAACGGAGGGGGGAAUUUCACAAUAUAUGUAAAUAACUGCUGUCACAGGCAAAUUGAGAGGGGAAAUUUGAAAAAGAAAGUAAAUUUUAUUGUGUCAGGAUUGCAAAUAAAUCAAACUCAGCUGGGAGGGGUGUCUAGAUUAAUACUGGAAAAUUUGAUCUUUUCAACAGUAUUGAGGGAAGUCAUUUUGAGGAGAGCCGAAAACCGCUUCAACCAGAAAUAUUAAUUCAUCAAAUGAUUUCUUCAGAAAUACUUACCACCGUCUUCACAUCUUAAUGACUUUGAGACCUCAUGUUUUAUUUGUCAGUGGAAUGUAAGGAAGGGCUUGCAUGAUUUUCUUUUACCAACAGUUAUUCUCAAAGAUGGAAAGCGAUUCUAUCAGUA